Messenger RNA from Helianthus annuus (common sunflower), 639 nucleotides. Its product is annotated as secreted RxLR effector protein 161-like. The coding region runs from base 1 to 639 and encodes 212 amino acids. The record is from RefSeq and is a predicted model, not a curated record. The transcript has a single exon. Lineage: Eukaryota; Viridiplantae; Streptophyta; Magnoliopsida; Asterales; Asteraceae.
AUGGACCUGGUCAAAGAGUUUAAUGAUUCUGCUCUUCCUGUUUCUGCCUGCCCAUUACCUCCUCACCUGCAGCUUCGUACUUCAGAUGGUGAUGUUCUUCCAGAUGCUAUAAAAUACCGCCAAUUGGUUGGUAAGUUGAAUUAUCUAACUCACACUCGUCCAGACUUGGCAUUUGCUGUUGAGUUUCUUAGCCAGUUUAUGCAAGAUCCAAGACUUCCACACUGGACUGUUGCAUUACAUACUAUUGCUUAUGUUAAAAGCACUGCUUCUCAAGGCUUGUUUUUUAAUAACUCUCCUACAUUUGAGUUACAUGCCUACUAUGAUUUGGAUUGGGCAUCAUGUCCUAACACUCAUAAAUCUGUCAGUGGAUACUUUGUAUCAUUCGGAGGUAGUCAUCUUUCUUGGAAAUCAAAAAAGCAACCUACUGUGGCUUUAAGCUCUACAGAAGCAGAAUAUCAAUCGAUGAGGCGCGUCACUGCUGAACUUGCUUGGUUAACAAGAUUAUUGUCUGAACUAAAGGUUCCCAAUGUCACUCCAAUCCCUCUCAAAUAUGACAGCGAAGCCGCUAUUCACAUGGCUAAAAAUCCUGUUUUCCAUGAACGCACUAAACACACUGAAUUGGACUACCAUUUUGUCUGA